Messenger RNA from Tachysurus vachellii, 1749 nucleotides. RefSeq lists its product as uncharacterized. The coding region runs from base 461 to 1489 and encodes 342 amino acids. NCBI's taxonomy places the organism in Eukaryota, Metazoa, Chordata, Actinopteri, Siluriformes, Bagridae. The record is from RefSeq and is a predicted model, not a curated record. The transcript is spliced from 8 exons.
GGCAAAAUGCUGUUGCGUGUUCAAUUCGGGGAAGAGCAGAAAUACAUCAAGCUGUCUGAGCUGACAUUCAGUGCUUCCUUGAAAGAAGUGUCUAAAAUACAACAUACCAGAAAGCAGGCAGCCAGACAUUAAGGUGUAUGACCAGUCAGACACAGAAGUUGACACAGAGGUUUAUGAAGACAUAGUGAAGGAGUCACCUGGAACUCUGAGAAUCAAGCUGGGCAAUGAAGGACUUGGUGCCUCACAAUCAUCAUCAUGGCACCAGAAGACAGAUGAUUAACAUACUUGCUGCUGAGAUGACAGAAACACAUGGGUAAGCAUUAAGCAUAUAGCUGGGCUGUAAAUAUUGUUAUUAUUUUACAAAUAUUAAUUAUGUAAAUUGUGUUGUGCAAUGUCAUUUGAGUGUGAUGUUAACUUUGAAUUCAUAUGCUAGGACAUCCCCCCCAAAAGUGUCAGAGUGAUGUAUGCACAGGGGAUAGUAGCUUUGUUUCCCUAUCUAGAAGACCCAUACUCACAACAUGGAUAUGAACAUUACUACGAUCCAGAGAGUGGUUCAGGAUACCUUGCAUGGCGAUUGAAGACCAUACAAAGAAAAACAGCAGAGGAAAGAGGUGCCUCAGUUAGCAAAUCUCCUAAAGUUGGUGGGCCAGGCCGUGUUCCUCAGACCUUCACCUUUGACAGAGAGCCAUCCGAUGAGGAUGUGGAAGUAGCUAUUGCUGUUUUGAGACACUCUGCUGAUGAAAAGACUGUCUGUGAGAAGAUGAAAAUGACCUUCAUGUAUCGGCAAGCAAUGGUCAACAAUGAAGCCAAAUCAUCAGAUGUCUUCUUGGUCUUCCCACGAUUUCUGGACAUACCAGGCCUGAUAGAACAAGAUUUCAGAUUUCUGCUUGGUGAGGCCACGGCCAACAAAUUCUUUGAGAAGUGGCCAACCACUUUUAAAGCAAAAGUUUUAAAGGAAAGCCAUGGACUUGUACCCACCACAGAACUCUUGGAUUUGAUGUGCAAUGCUGAGUCAGCUGCUGAAGUUGAGAAUGGCUGGGACAGUGACAUGUCUGACAUCUUGCUGCUGCUACAUCUGCUACCACCAUCUGCCCAAGGUAGAAAGAGGCCGGGAAAGCUUUCUGUGUAUCAAGCUGUAGAUCAGCUCAUCAGAUUCCAAAAGGUUGGAACCAGUGUGCAGCAGCAUCUAGACAACAUUACCCAAAGCAGUCAGCCCUACCUUCUCGCCCAGGGAUCCACACAGAGCACCAUUCAUUCCUACUUCCUUGUGGUUGACAAGCAUGCACUUCCAUGCAAGGCAACAGGUUCAGUUGGAGCUUUUGACGAACUCUUUAAAGCCCAUUACGUCUUUGGUACUUCAUACAGUUCUUCCCUUAGCAGCUUUUUCACUUUUGUGCAAACAACCAUCUAUAACAUUGACAUGGGGGAAACAAAGGAGACUCCUAGAGUUGCGGGCGAGAAUGGUGCAUUAGUUGAGAUAAAACUAUGAAGUGUUUUCUUUGCAAAAGUGACCAUGGAAGUCCAAACAACCUUGUUAAGCACUUUAAGGUAAUUCAUGGGCUUUGUACAGGCAGGACCCUUUUUCUGAAGCGUGCCAAAUUGCUUUCUCUGGUAAACAUUUUUAUGAUGUUAUACAUGUUUCUGUUUUCUGACAAGGCAAUGGGUUUGCAAUGACGUUGUAAUUCUUUAAAUUCAAUGACGUUGAAAUGCUUUAUUUUAUUUUCCAAUAAAUUGAGUUCUGUGAUCUAG